GCACAUACAGAGAGAAAGCACAAGAGAAACAGAGACACUCAGGAAGUUAACAGGGGAAGUUUAGUGGUUUCUUGCGUCAUCAUUUUAUGCUGCUGCUUGUGUGCCGAUGCAGAGUGAAGGGUGGAAGGUAAACCAAAGAAUGUCCUAACACCCCAACUUUUAAAUUUCAACUCCAAUGCAACAUAGCAUACAGAGGAAACAACCUGCACCCAACAACAUGCACUGAAGCCAAGAAAACAGAAGCAGCAGCAGCAGCAGCAGCAGCACUGUCAAAUCUCUGAAAUGUGUAGCACCUCUACAAAGUCAGUCUCACAUUAACGGAGUCGGUCAACACAUCCAGCAGCCACAAAGACAGUCAGUCAGUCUGACGGUCACAAAGGGAGCAGCUCGCGUCGGUCUGAAUGUGAGGUGAACUCAGCAGACAGGAAGAGAUGCGGAGAGUUCGGAGAAAAGGAGGGAACAAAGAGAAGGUGUUUGGAUGUGAUCUGCUGGAGCACCUGAACGCCUCCUCUCAAGAGAUACCUCUGGUCUUGCGAUGCUGCAGUGAGUUUGUUGAGAAACAUGGAAUCGUGGAUGGGAUCUACAGGUUGUCUGGAGUAUCGUCCAACAUACAGAAGCUAAGGGGGGAGUUUGAGAGCGAUGGGAGUCCAGAUCUGAACAAGGACCUGUACCUGCAGGACAUCCACUGUGUCAGCUCUUUGUGUAAAGCUUAUUUCAGAGAGCUGCCCAACCCUCUGCUCACAUACCAGCUAUAUGACAAGUUUGCUGAGGCUGUGGCCAUCCAGCUGGAGGAGGACAGGCUGGUAAAGAUCAGAGAUGUGCUGAAAGAACUUCCAAACCCACAUUACAGGACUCUCGAGUUUCUGAUGCGCCAUCUUGUCAGAAUGGCCUCAUAUAGCUCAGAGACCAACAUGCACUCCAGGAACUUGGCCAUUGUCUGGGCCCCCAAUCUGCUCAGGUCAAAGGACAUUGAGGCGUCUGGGUUUAAUGGUACCGCAGCCUUCAUGGAGGUCAGGGUUCAGUCCAUCGUGGUGGAGUUCAUCCUCACACACGUCCCUCAGCUGUUUCCCGAACAAGGUGUAUCAAAUGAGAGAAGGAAUUCCCUCCCCUCCCCGUCAGCAGCGUCCGGUCAGGAGGAAGGGUUUUUCAAAUCCGCUCCCAUUCAGCCCUUCCCCAACUUUGGUAAUAUCAGUCCAGGAGACGGUCCUCUAGCCAUAAGACCCUACCACGCCAUCAUUGAAGGCACAGACAAGAGGAAAGGAUCUCUCAAAGGCAGGAAGUGGAUGUCCAUCUUCAACAUCGGAGGACGAUUCCAAGACCCACGGCGGAGGCACAAACACUCAUCCAAAGAGAAAGACAGGCCAGCUUUGAGACCAGCCAGAAGCAUGGACUCCCUCAGCACCCAGGCGUUUCCAAAUGAAGGUUCCAGACGUCCUGCCCAGCGCCCUCCUUCCACCAGCAUCCCCACAGCAUCUCCCCUCGUCACCCCCAACCCCCAGUCAUGCUCGGAGGUCACGUCUUCCCCCGGUGCAAUAGGUGGCAGUGAAUAUGCAGUGACCUACCGCAGAGGAACAGGGUUAGUAAGCGGGGGCGCAGGGACCCAGGGCACCUACACUGCCCUUGACCCUGAAGGUUCAGGAGUCACAGGCAAUGAAUCUCUUCAGUCCAGAUCCCCAGGACUCUCCACUAAAGUAGGCCGAAGAGCAGCCAUGCACAUCACAGGGCCCACCCUGGUUACUGUGCCCCUGCAUAUCACCUCUAACCUAGCAUUAGGGGUGCUGCAAGGGGGCGGUGGCAACAGGGUCAUCCAUCGUGGCAGGGACAAGGACGGAGGCGACAGGGUGGAAGGUAAGGAGGGAGGAGAGAAGGUGGAGAGCAAGGAGAGCAGAGCGAUGGAAAGGAAGGUGGAAGAAGGCAGAAAGGUUCAGGAAGAGGAGAAGAAUUGCAGUGGGAAAGUGACGGACAGGGAAGGAGUCGAGGAUGCGGAAGGGAAGGCAGGGGUAGGCGGUGGUGGGGAGGAAGAAGGUGAAGUAAAGAAAGAGGAGGAUAAGGAGGAAGAGGAGGUCAGAGAAGAACGUACAUGGAAGCCGGAGGUGGUGAUGGGAGGUCAAGAUGCUGAGGAAGAUAAUGAUGAAGAUGCUGUGGAUGAUGACAAGGAUGUCGAUUAUGACUACAUAGACAUGAAAGGGGUGAAGCCAGCUGAUUUACAGCCAGCGGUGACUCAGUGUGUUGAUGCGUCUGUGUUUGACGCUUCCAACAUCCUCAACUCAACUGAAGUGGAGGAGGAUGACCAGGGGCUGUCUGGCUACGUUCAAGAUAACUUUGAUUUCCUGGACCAAAUGGACUGCAGCGCCCAGGACCAUAUGGACUGCAGUGUCAACUACCAGGUGAGCGAGUUCUCUGUUGAACCUCCUGGCUACUCAGAUGAUGAGUAUGAAGUUAUGGCGCAAGGUCAGCCUUCCCAUCGUCCUGCAGCGCUACAGAUGUACCUGCAAGCGGGCCCUGAAACACACACCCAGAGUCAGACACAGUUAAAUCCACACAGGCCACUCAGCCUCGACAUAAACAGCCGACACACUAAAUCCCUCAGCUUGCCUUACAUGACCUCACCUGUCCGCGGACCAGAGGAUUCGGGUUCUGAAGAGGAGGAUGCAGGGGACGACAGUGAUGAUAACAUUUACAGUAGUGACGACGACGACGAUGACAGCAUGUUUGUUAAAAGCCUCCCCCCUGAUUUCUUUUUAAGCAAUUUGACUGACUUUGAACCAGACACUGAUAAACAAGACUGUUGCACCCAUGAUGGAGUACCUAUAACUCAAUUACAGAGCUCUGAGGAAAGAGAAUGCCAGUCGCUAAACCUUGAAUUUUCUGCAUGUAAAGAAUCAACUGCUGGAGAGCAAGAGCAGGUAGAAGUGAAAGAUAAAGAAGAUAUAGAUGGACUGGAUGAAAAGGAGACAACAAAGAAGGAAAACGUGGAAAACAAUAGGCAAAGCAAAGCAACAGACGAAACCUGCAGUGUCAUGGAAGAUACUCCAAGUGACAAAGAACAACCUCCCACCUCAGAAGCAUCAACGCACUGCUUUGCUGAGCAUCCGCUGACGAGCAACGAUGAAUCAAGCGCAAUGGCUGACAUUACGGUCGAGGAGGAGAAGGAAGCGGUUGAUAAUCCUGACGGUGAUUAUCCACCUUGUGAUGGGGUUUCUUGUGGCACGUGGAAAGAAAGAGACAUUGAUGAGGGAGAGGAUGAAUGCAAAGAGACAGAGGACACAGAAAUGGUUCUGGAAAUGAAAGAAAGUGAUGCUGACAUGGGGGAAGAAACCACAGAGGAGGCCAAUGAAGUGUCAGCUGACCAAGAACAUGCAGAAAAGAUGCAGGAAGGUGGCGAAGAGCAGGAUAGUGCAUUUUGUGGGACAAGCAGCGAAGUCUGGAAUGAACUUGAGGAUGUUAUAUGUGAGGUGAUAGAGGAUGAGGAAAGUAAGCAGGUUCAGAAGAAGGGCGCAAGAGAAAGUGUUGCUGGGGAGGGAGAUACGCUCAAAGAAGUCAAUGGAGAGGAGGAAGAUCAGAUAGAAAAUGUUUCAGGAGAGAAAAUGGUGGAAGUUGAAGAAGGAGGGACAAACAAGGCAGAGGUUGGAGUAGAAGUAGUGGAGGAAUCAAUGGAGACAACUGAAGAUAUGCACGCAGAUCCGGAGAUGCAGCAAGAGUUUGAUGAGAAAGAGACAAACUUACCAAAUACAAGUGAACUAGAUGAAGCAAUUCAAGGGAAACACGGCAUCUGCAACGAAGCACAGCGACACGACAGUGGAGAGGUGGUUUCAAAAGAAAAAGAGAACAGUGACAAAGAGAGAGCUGAUGAGCAGCGAAGAACAACUGAAAUAAAUAAACAACUGAAAGAGGUCAGGUCUGAUAUGAAGGAAUUGACAGAGGACAGAAAGUGUGAGGAAAGUGACAGCAGCCAAGGAGGGGUAGGAAGGAAGCUGGUCAUCUCCAAACAUCCGAAGGUUUACCAAGUAAAAGCAGUGCCGGUCGUGCCUCCGAAGCCGCAGCACUGCAGAUUCACCGCAUUGAGCCUCCGAAAUCAGCAGCAGCAGAAAGACAGAAGAGACGCCGACAGAGGGAGGGAAAACACGCUGAAGGCCCCGACAGAGCAGGACAAAGAACACGGGGAUAGAGACGAGGACGGCGAGGACGAGGCCAGUGGGAAAAGGGAGAAGCCAACACUCAGGGGAGGGGAGAAAGAAAGGGACAAGAGGAGGGAUGGGGAUGAAAGUGCCACAAACAGAAACAGUCCCCUCAGCAUGUGUUUUGAUGAGGCCGUUGCCAAAGCAACCAUGAGGCGAGAAAAAGAAAGAGUGCGAGAAGGAGAGGCAGAGAGAUUGGGGAAGUGAAGUAGAGUGAAGGUUUGUUUUGUUUGUAUAUUGAUUUAAACUGAUUUGACUGUACAAACUAUUUUUCUAGGUGUAGCAUCAAUGGCUGUAUUUUUCCUGUACUGACUGAGGAUUUUCUUUCAGUUUAAAUUACAACCACAGUAUUGUCAUCGCAAUGCUACUAAAGAUGUGUUAGGUGUUUUUUUUUCAGCCAUGCACAAACUUAAUGUGCAGCCAGGAAACGAAAUGGGUUUUUGAAGGUAUUAUUUGGAGGAGAAUUCUUCGUCUUUAUUAGACAGAGAGACAUUGGAAGCUGACAGGAAGUGAGGGACGUGAUCCUCGGCCAAACUCAAACCGUAGACGAUGCAACGACUGGGUCAGUGUUAAACCCCUAGGUCACCAGGACGCCAUGUCAGGUAGCUAAUAAAUGAAUAGCUGCAAUUGUGCUAUCUGCUCUUUAAGUUAAACAAAACUGAAACUGAAAGCAAAGACACAGGUGAGAUUAAAGGUAUAGUGCUGCUGAAACAUGUUGAAGAAGAAAUGUUUGACAAUCAAUCUGAAUGAACUGGUGUUUUCUAUUUCAAGCCAGAACUUCUUUAUCUUCAUUAUUUUGGGUCUGUAAAACAAAACAUCCCACCAUUUGAUAAAUCAAUUUUGAUCCCCCAAAAUGGAAAAGCCUUAAAUCCAGCUCACUCCUGUUUGCACUAGUCUAAUUUUACAAUACUUUGUAAUUAUAUAAAGUAUAUGUUUGUCUGCAGUAUGUAUAAUAAACAGUUGACAAGCAUGUAGCCUAGUUAAAUGGUAGAUUUUAAAGAGCAGGGAUGAUGAAUGGAAUGUAUCAUGAUAAAUAUAAUGUCUGCAAAAGUCACGUUUUUUUGUUGAUGUUGUGAAUAAAAAGAUGUUUCCAAUGUG
This is a messenger RNA of Micropterus salmoides (largemouth bass), 5276 nucleotides long. It is a transcript of the gene arhgap30, whose product is annotated as rho GTPase-activating protein 30. NCBI's taxonomy places the organism in Eukaryota, Metazoa, Chordata, Actinopteri, Centrarchiformes, Centrarchidae. Gene Ontology annotation, biological process: small GTPase-mediated signal transduction. Gene Ontology annotation, molecular function: GTPase activator activity. The record is from RefSeq and is a predicted model, not a curated record.